CAUCCACUGAUACUCUCUCCCAGACUUCAUCCCUCAUCACUCCAAUGGCUACAAACAAGGACGAACUACUCCACGAUUUCCCUCCACUACUGAGAGCAUACAGAGAUGGUCGAAUUGAAAGGUUAAUGGGCUUGGAUUUUGUGCCUCCAUCAGUUGAUCCAGCGACACGGGUUCAAUCCAAAGACGUCGAAAUCGCGCCGGAGGUCAACCUGUCCGCUCGGAUUUUCCUGCCUGCAAACGCUGACCCGAGCAAGAAAGUCCCACUUCUUCUCUACUUCCACGGCGGUGGCUUUAUUGUUGAAUCUGCCUUCUCUCCGUUGUAUCAUAAGCACCUCAAUGUCUUGGUGGCGGAGGCUAAUGUUGUGGCAGUAUCAGUGAAUUACAGAUUGGCGCCGGAGCACCCUCUCCCGAUUGCGUUUGAGGAUUCUUGGCUUUCGCUCAAAUGGGUUGCUUCUCAAUCCACUGAUGCGGGUCAUGAGAAAUGGAUACGAGAUUAUGCUGAUUUGAAUCGCGUCUACUUGGGUGGAGACAGUGCUGGAGGUACCAUAGCACACAACAUAGCCAUGCGGGUCGGGUCGGAGCAGUUGAACGGCAUCAAUUUACGUGGGAUUUUCCUCAAUUGCCCAUUCUUUUGGGGGGGAAAUCCAAUUUUGAAUGAAGAAAAGGACUUAAUUUUUGCCAGGAGUUUUGCGGCUAAACUUUUGCUAUAUGCGUGCCCGAGCAUUUCGGACUGUGACGAGCACUGGAUAAAUCCGGCUAAGGAUAAAAAACUUGCGAGUUUAGGGUGUGGAAAGGUGCUGGUUUAUGUUGCUGAAAAGGAUGCAUUGAAGGAUAGAGGCUGGUAUUACAAGGAUUCGUUAACAGAGAGUGGGUGGAAUGGAGAUGUUGAGGUCGUGGAGGUUAAAGAAGAGGGCCAUGUUUUCAGUGUGCUUUGCCCUGGCGGUGAGAAUGGUUUGGCUAUGCUGAAAAAAGUGGCUUCUUUUAUCAAUAAGUAGUCGUUUUUGGUCUUUGGUUUGCCCAUCAAAAGUUCAGUAAAUGCUCCGAGAAAAGGUUGCAAUAAUUUUAGUGUUCGAUACAUUCCAUGUCGUUGUUGUAUUCCUAAGUGUGGAAGACAAGUCAGAUAUUUGUUCUAAUUUUCCAUAGGAAUUUAAUAACAUGGGUGACUUUUCCUGUCA
Sesamum indicum (sesame) is the source of this 1175-nucleotide messenger RNA. The record is from RefSeq and is a predicted model, not a curated record. NCBI's taxonomy places the organism in Eukaryota, Viridiplantae, Streptophyta, Magnoliopsida, Lamiales, Pedaliaceae.